GGCCUGCGUUCAGCCACGCAUUUUCACUCUUCCGAGCUCUCAACGUACGGUAAUGGCGGAUCGAGAUCGGAAGCUCAAAGCGGCGGCACAUUCUGUUGAUCCUCGGAGUGGUUUCUGUCCUCAAACCAAGAUUUUCCAUAGCCUCCGGCCACCACUCUCGCUUCCGCCGAUAUCUCAGCCUCUCACUGUUGUCGGACACGCACUUUCUAUUCUUCGAUCAUCCCCUCCUCCGGUGAACACUACCGCUCUUGUUGAUUUCGACUCAGGUGACAGUAUCUCCUACGGUAUUUUCCUCUGCCAAAUCCGAAACCUCGCCUUUAAUCUUAGAACUGUUUUCUCCCUCUCCAAGGGUCAGGUUGCUUUUAUUCUUUCGCCGACUUCUCUCCGAGUUCCUGUGUUGUAUUUUGCUCUGUUAUCUCUCGGUGUUGUUGUCUCUCCGGCUAAUCCAAUCGGUUCUGAAUCGGAGAUUGCUUACCAGGUUCGACUCUGUAAACCGGACAUUGCCUUCGUUACUUCCUCAACGGCGUCCAAGCUUUCGAGGGUUCCAGUUUCCACUGUCUUGAUUGAUUCAAUGCAGUUUCUAUCUAUGAUGAAUGAAAGCAAUCUAUCGAAUGGAGUGGAUGAUGAUGCUGUUGAUGUCAAAGUCGAUCAAAACGACUCGGCGGCAAUUCUGUACUCGUCAGGGACUACCGGGCGAGUGAAAGGAGUCUUACUGUCUCACAGGAACCUCAUAGCGGCGAUCUCUAGUUUUAUGACAUUAGAGGCGACGGCCGACGAAAGAGAAACGGAGCCGCAUCCCGUUUCUCUGUACCUGUUACCUAUGUUCCAUGUUUUCGGAUUCUAUAUGAUGAUUCGAUCGAUUUCAGAAGGCCAUACGCUGGUUCUGAUGCGAAAGUUCGGUUUCGAGGAAAUGUUAAGAGCCGUGGAGAAGCAUAGGGUUACAUACAUCCCAGUUUCUCCCCCGCUGGUGGUGGCGAUGGUCAAGUCGGAGCUGGUGGCGAAGUACGAUCUCAGCUCUCUUCAAAUUUUGGGAUGCGGCGGCGCUCCUCUUGGUAAAGAAGUCGUCGAUAAAUUCCACGUUAAAUUCCCCAACGUAGAAAUUAUACAGGGAUAUGGCUUGACAGAGAGUUCAGCAGCGGCGGCGCGGACUUUGGGGCCUGAAGAAUGCAGUAAUACAAGUUCAGUAGGUCGCUUAUCUGAAAGUCUGGAAGCCAAAAUAGUGGAUCCUGCAACUGGAGAAGCCUUACCUCCUGGUCACAAAGGAGAGCUUUGGCUGCGAGGUCCAGGAAUCAUGAAAGGUUAUGUUGGAGAUGAAAAGGCAACUGCUGAAACUUUGCAUCCGGAGGGAUGGCUAAAAACUGGUGACCUUUGCUAUUUUGAUUCUGAUGGAUAUCUCUAUAUUGUCGAUAGAUUAAAAGAAUUGAUCAAGUACAAGGCCUAUCAGGUCCCACCAGCUGAACUCGAACAUUUACUUCAAUCCAACCCCGAGAUCGCCGAUGCUGCUGUCAUACCCUACCCUGAUGAAGAAGCUGGAGAGAUUCCUAUGGCUUAUAUUGUUAGAAAGCCUGGAAGCACUCUCACUGAAGCUCAAGUCAUAGAUUUCAUUGCAAAACAGGUUGCACCGUACAAGAAAAUCCGGAGGGUGUCUUUUGUGAACACGAUCCCAAAAUCGCCUGCUGGGAAGAUUCUUAGGAGGGAGCUUAUCAAACAUGCGCUCUCUCGUGGUUCUAGCAAGUUAUAAGAGAGCAACGUUUUGGCACCACAGAAAGCACUGGGAGGUUAGCACUUAUUCUUCCUUUUGAUUUAUGAUAUGAAACAAUAGAAGCAUAUUUAUAUUUGUAGUAUAGAUCACAUUAGGCUAAAGUUUCUACUUUUCUUCAUUUUUCUCAUCGAAAAUGCCUUGGGUGGCUGCAAGCUGAAUACUAAUUGAAUUUAUUUUAGGAUCUAUGGCUGAUUCGGAAUAAACCAUUAGAAAAUCUUGCAAACCGGUUAAA
Cucurbita moschata (crookneck pumpkin) is the source of this 1994-nucleotide messenger RNA. RefSeq names its product 4-coumarate--CoA ligase-like 9. The transcript has 6 exons. Bases 53 to 1741 code for a protein of 562 amino acids. The record is from RefSeq and is a predicted model, not a curated record. Gene Ontology annotation, molecular function: CoA-ligase activity. Lineage: Eukaryota; Viridiplantae; Streptophyta; Magnoliopsida; Cucurbitales; Cucurbitaceae.